Messenger RNA from Neltuma alba, 1612 nucleotides. RefSeq lists its product as uncharacterized. Lineage: Eukaryota; Viridiplantae; Streptophyta; Magnoliopsida; Fabales; Fabaceae. The record is from RefSeq and is a predicted model, not a curated record. The transcript has 6 exons. The coding region runs from base 124 to 810 and encodes 228 amino acids.
AACAACCGCGUUUUGGGAUGUGAGCAACAAAACGACUCGUGAGUCGGGAGCAGGGCCCGCUGCGCUGCGUGGAACUGUAAUAUGAGCGAACUAUUGGAGCUGGGGACUGGCUACUGAGGGGCGAUGAUAGUACUGUGCAAAGGCAUGGCCUACUCCACCAAAUUCCUUCAUCCAAUCAAGCACUCUUUUACUUUAAUCUCGUCUCACAGCUCAUCAUUUUCUCACCUGAAGCGGUUCAAUUAUGGCAAAUUCGAUUUCGUAAAAUCAUUUCUGAAGAGCAUAGAACCCUCAGUUUGCGGACGUGCCUCCUUGUUCAAAUCCGAAGUAAAUACAACUAGAAAGUAUCUAAGAAAUAUCUAUUUUUGUGGAAGUAAGUUCAGCAGCGGAAUCAUUUUAGGUGUGUCAAUUUCAUAUGGGUCAGUUAUAGCUUAUGCUAUGGAUGCUCAGGAUGCUUUAGUGGAUGACCCUUAUGAAGACUCACUGGACCUUUCAAAGGAGGAAGAACAUCAGCACCAUCUGUGGACGUUUGCUCGGAGAUUCUGGCUUCCUGUCUUUCUCUUUCUUACCGUGCUGACAAACUUGGAUGAUCCAAUCUUGCUUCUACUCAUUAAAGUUACUUUAUUCCUCCUCAGCACAAAGCCCAAUCCCUACUCUGUUUAUAUUUUCGUUGAUCAGCUUUGUCAACAAUGUAAGCGUGAAGAACCAUCAUUGCAUAAAUCAAAGGUGGAUAGAGUGACCAUCGCAAGGUGCAGCCACGUGUCAUGUCAACUCUUCAGAGUUAAUGUUAUGAUGGGGUCUCGUAUCAAGUGACCUCAAGUAAUUUUUCUGGUACUUUUCCAAUUGAUGGAGACCUAAACAAGAAUGGGGAACUCACUCUUAAAAAUUAGCCUGUAAGGGAGAAAACCUCUGCCACUAAAGUUACCACUGGGACUAAUUAUGGCUACCUUGUGUGGGACUCCAUGAAAUUAACAGUCUCUGUUAUCACAUCUGACACAACUUUUAGCACUUCAUUAUGUUUUUAUUUUAGAAACCACUGCUGGUUUUGUCCUGAUACUUAUGAAUGCAAAUUAUAGGAUAUUUUAUGUAGGCAGCUUAUCCAGCUAACUAUAGCUUUCCACAUGGAAUAAUAGUAUUAAUUGUGCUUAUUAUGUGUCUUUGUACUGCUCUAACUCAGCCACUCAUUCCCACUUAUGCCUUUGUUGAUGUCCUUAGAGUAGCUAAUAUUUACCAAUGUGGCAAUAGGCUAUGUGUGGUUUGCUAAAGUCAAUUUGCCAAUAUAUGCAUCUGUGAUGCAUAAUUAUCAGACAAAUUGCCAGUGUUCUACCUGUUAUAUUUUUACAUUUACUGUUGCAUGAUAUCUGGAAUAUAUUCCCUCUUUGAUUUUUGUGUUGUCAUAAAAUACAAUCCUAUUUCCUAAUCUGUAUAUCGAUGUGAUUGGUUUAGUUAAUAAAUCACAUUUUGAAUGUGUAUUGUUUAUAUUGUAUAUCAAAGUAAAAUAUGAGGAUAACUUAGAUCAUACAAUCUCCUUCCUUUUUUCUUUUUCCCCCCUCUGAAUUCCACUCAUCUUAAAGUAUUUGAACGGUCUGUUUGUUAAUUUGAUGUCUGGUGAUUC